This is a messenger RNA of Trachemys scripta elegans, 3774 nucleotides long. RefSeq names its product tyrosine-protein phosphatase non-receptor type substrate 1-like. The record is from RefSeq and is a predicted model, not a curated record. Bases 213 to 1193 code for a protein of 326 amino acids. Lineage: Eukaryota; Metazoa; Chordata; Testudines; Emydidae. The transcript has 6 exons.
AGUCAUGCGCUAGCAGCAUAGGGCUCGUCGGCAGGAGCUCUGCUCCCUACCGCUUGUUCUUAGGACAAUGUCAGGAAUUCCAGCUCCUCUAUUGCAGGUUCUGCUAUAUUGUAGAUCUCAGAAGGUUCUAAAGGCAGGCGACCACAAAAUGCAUGAUAAAAAGGUCAUUAAACCACGGAUGAGCUGAAAAUAACACCCAGCUGCAAGACAAGAUGCUGCCCAGGGACCUUCAGCUGCCCAGAAGAGAGACUAAAUUACUGGUGCUUUUAAUGUUCAUCUUUCUUCUUUGUCACUCAGGGCCAAUGAUCCAAACCACAUCCACUGCACUGAAUUCAAAGAUGAUCUCAGCGUUACAGGGUGAAACGGUGAAAGCAGUCUGUGCGCAGAACAUCAACGAAACGGAAGGGCUCACUAUAACUCUGAGAAGAAACGGCAACUCUGAGCUCUGUUACAUACAGUUUGGAAAUUACACAAUUUGGAGCAGAAAUUGCACAGACCUUAUGAAUCUAGAAUACAAUAAACUGACAAAAGGGGUUUAUGUUGUUAUGGAGAGAGUCUGUGUCAAACAGUCUGGUGUUUACAGCUGCACCUUGGACAAGACACUUCCCCCUCCUGUGAGAAUGUUAAGCCAGUCUAACUUUUCCCUCACAGUGUCAGCUCUUCCAGUGGUUGAGGUUUCUUUGGCCUCUUCUUCAUCCAUUGACAGGGAGACCACGUUAACUUGCAGUGCGUGGGACUUCUAUCCUGGAGACAUUCAGCUCUCCUGGAGUAAGGACAGCCAGUUGCUCACUAACUCAACAAGGAAUGACUCUCUGUUCCACAAUAGCAACGGGUCUUAUUCCUAUAUAAGUAACCUUGUUGUUUCCAAACAUGACUGGAAUGAAUUCGCCCAGUUUUCCUGCCAAGUGAAUCACUCUACACUGAAAAUGCCUGUUGUGAAAAACCUCACCCUGACCCAGUCUGGUAAAGUUGCAGAUUCCAACCUGCACUGGAUCCCUGUCAUACUGCUUGGUGUCUUGGCAAUAUUGGUAGCAAUAAUUGUGGCAAAGUCUAUGAAAUUAAGAUUCAAGUCCACAUCACAGAGCUCCACAGAAAGGGGAUUGCCAGAGACAGCUGAGACACAUCCUCCACAAGAAAGCCAGAGUGAUACAAUCUAUUCAUUGCUUACUCAUUAUCCAGAAUCUACUUUAUGAGCUGCUGUCAAGUGUAGUACGUGGGCCCUGAAAUAUAGAAGAAGAAAAUGUUGCAUUCUAUUGCAGUCUUCAGUGCUGGAUGUGCCUAUCGGAUGAUUACCGACAGGAGUGUCUAGAGAAACAAAUAAUGACUUGCUCCUGGUAAUACAGUACGGAAACCUAGAGCUGUUAAACAAGUGGACUAAAAACAGGGGCAGAGCAGUUUGCUGGACGCUCGUUGGAGUUCUCAGCGAUAAGACAGUACUAUGAAACAAGAAGACAGGUGUGUAAUCUGACACAUAAAGGGAAUUGAAACACCCAGGGGAUUUUUUAAAAGGUGCCCAAUCUGAGGGCCAGGUUACUGUGUGCCUUGGGGAGACGAUGCACUUAUCUGGAGGUGGAGCAUUAUGGGAAUGCCAUGAGGUUAGGUGAUUGUAUGCAUCCAGCAGGACUUGAUACUCUUCCUUUUGAGUCAGUAUUGAACCAAUAUUCCAUCAGAACAGUAGGGGGAUGUUUUUGUUCAAGGUUCUGCUUUUCAGAUGUCAUGUUAAACUUAGGUACCAAUUACUUAUGAUCAUUAAAUGCCAAAUACAUCAUAUGUAAGAUCAUGAGUGUUCUGGCUAUAUUCCUGUGUAACAGCAGCCUGUCGAAAAUUCCCCAUCUAGUUUAAUUCAGAUACAGCAUGAUGUGUGCUGUCACACAUCUGCCAUAUUCCACCACAGAGGUGGCUGCAUUUCAAUAGCUAGCAAAGUGAUCCUGCAUGCAGUACAGUAUAUAGUUUGCAAACCACUUUGUGAUGUGCUUGGGAAGCUUUUUGGAUGAAAGAAGAGCUAAAUAAAUGCAAAGUUUUAUCACUGAGUGAAAUAACCCUACACUUAUUGUCUUCACAAACGUUACACAAAUCCUUACUCUCACCAUAUUUGAGUGUAUUACUCUUUGCUUCCUCAGCCACACUUUAUGAAAGACACUGAUGAUCUAAGUUGUUGACUUUCAUAGAAAAAACUAUCACCAUGCAGCAAUAAGAAUGGCUAUAUUUUUUUACUAUAUUCUUACUAAUCCUCAAUUCCGUGUGUUCAUACCCAGGACACUGGUAUAUUAAUGCAUUGAAAUGACAAUGUCUGAAAUUUCUAGACUUGAGAUCAAAAUGGAGGUGUUAUUGGGAAGAAAAUGGUGUUGCGGGUCACGGCUUUCUGUUAAGUGUAUGCUCACUAGUCCAUAAUUUGUUCUCAUGUGUUGAUUGUAUAAUUGUUUACAAAUCAUUAAAGAUAUUUAACAAUGAAAGGUAGCUAGAAGGAUGGAUAGAGAGUCUAGAUAUCCAUUUGUGUCAGACCCAAUUAUUUCAAUUUUGUUUUUAUUCGGUUUUCCAAUGACCACUACAUCUGAAGUAUUAAUUCAGAUAUGAGAAAGAAAAAAAAUGGAAAGAGGGUGAAAAGAGCUAAUCAGAAGUGAGGGGGUUUUGUAGGCAAAUUGCUAGCUGCUCAUAAGGUUCUGAAUUAACAAUAUAGCUGGGUCACAAUUUGAAAGCUUUCUUUUAAACCAUAAUGGAUGGGAUUUUAACAGCUGACUUGACAUCCACUCCUGUUACUUUUAAUGGGAUUUAGGUAUCCAUGUCCUUUAGGCAGCUUCAAAAAUCUCAGCUUUAAUAUUGUUUUCAAAUGAAAGCAUAGCGCUCAGCCCUGCAAAUACUUGCCAUCAAGCAUUGGUGCCAGUUGAUUUACCACCAGGAUAACUAAGAUCAGAAUCAGGUCCCAGAGAAAUAACACAAGUUUCUCUUUCUUUACAAUCAAGAGGCACAGAAUACAUUCAGUUGGCCAGAUAUUCAGUAAAGAAACAUUUCUAACUUACUUAGAGAUCAAAACUAAUUCUAACUGGCCCACUAUCCUACGGUACCAGUGCUUUCAGGUUCUGCAUUGUUUCUCAACUUUGUAGAAACAGAAAGCUAACUUCAAAGGAAGUAAUAGGGAUUGGUCAAUUAGGAAACAAACAAACAAAAACCCUAAUCUGUAUCAGUCUUUGCAGACAACUUCCCUAACAAAAGGAUGUCCAUAUGAGGCACUGGGGAAAUGACCAGGGUAGACAAAUACCCCCAGAGGAAUAGGGUUUGAUCUGGAAAACAGAACCAGUAACCUCAGUCUAUAGCAUAAAAAAAGAAAAUUUCUUUAAGAUUCUGUUUCAAUGGUAGCUCACAUCAGUCAGGUUAAAAAAAAAAAUAUUGAAUAGGGGGAAAUAGUGGAGAAAUAGGAGAUUUUAUGCAUGUGCGGUGGACGGUCAAGUCAGUAGAGAAUACUGGGAUGCAGUUCAUAACCAAUAUAACUUGCUGGAUAUUUAUUACCAAAUGACCCUUUGAUAAUCUUCCUGGGGCUUCUUGGCAGAAAUGUCACACAAAAGGAAACGAAGAAUUAAUCUCUCAGAUGUUAGUAGUUGCUCAGCUAAUGACAGCUUUUCAUAGAAAAAAGAAAAAAUAGUCCAGCCAUAGAGGAAUGGUUCUAAAAUAUAUUGGAGGUGGUUGUUAUGGAAAAGUUAAUGCAUCAAAUAUGUACUCAGCAAAAUACACAGAUGACAAAUAGAUACUUAGAUAUUUGGUUACCAUUUAUUUAAUAUU